GCUUAAAGUAUUCCCGCGCGAGUUUAAUUUCCAUCUUCUCCUCAUCUAAGAAUUUCAAAAUUUUCCGAAGAAAAAUCCUAAGGUAAACCAAAUUCGCUUUCGAAAUCUCUACAGAAUUUAUCAACCGAUCAUGGUUUCUUCUCCAGAAUUCCAUGGAACAACAAACCCCACCAGCGGCGGCGCUUCAGUUUCUUACUUCCAGAGAACAGUUCGUUUGCUCGAUUGGUGGUUAAUCACAGCUGGAAAUGACUCCAAUGGGAAAACCCUAGCCGUCGCCGGCUUAACAUCUAAACCGGGACAACCUGUUCGAGUAUUUUCUUCUGCUCCCAUCGUUAAGAGACACGAUGUUUUCACUCUGGAGACUGCUGAUGGAAUCUGUGUUGUUCUCAAGGGUUUCUUAAACAAACUGCGUGCCACUGAUAAUGGGUUCACGCCUCAGGUUUUCAAGCAUUUUGUGUUUGGGUUUCCUCCCAACUGGGAAACUCAUGCAGCUAAUUGCUUUGAGGCAGGAGCUUCUAAUAGUACUGCUGCUGGGGGAAAUGCUUCUGAUACAGAUAAUCUGUCCUGUAGAUCGAGAAGUGUUACUGGUAAUGGAUUGGAUCAUGGAGAUUCUAUGGCCGAAGAAACAAUGCAGACUACAAGUGCAACUGAAACUCCAGCACCAUUCACUGGUGCUGAUGUUCAAGAUGAAGAAGUUGAAAACAAAGGAAAAAAAGAGAGAGAAUCUCGGAAAAAAGUCACGAAGAAAAUUAUUUCCGAUUCACCUGGAAGUGGUGUUAGUAAGAAUACUAGAGGAAGGAAGGAGAAGGAGUGUCUAGUAUCUCCAGAAUGUAGGAGUUAUGGGCGAUCCCGAUCAGGGCGAGUACUUCUGCCAACAAUGGAGUUUUGGCGCAACCAAUUACCUGUUUACGACUCGGAUCGAAAGUUAAGAGGAAUACGUGAAGAGCAGCAAGACAAAAAAACCACACUCACAACCAAGAGGAAGGAAGAGCAUAGGUCGAAGAAAGCGAAAAGAUAGUUAAAGUGAUAAUGGUAUGGGAAUUAGGAUGUUAUUGUAGAUAUGGGUUUCUACUUUUUUUUCCCCUACUGUGAAGUACAAACCAAACGUAUAUCUAUGUUUAUAUAUUUUGCUCGCUAUGUUCUGCCCCCUUCUAGUUUCUUCUGACCCUGAUAUUCUUAGUGAAUCAUGAAUCAAUAUCAUGACCUUUUUAAAUUA
This is a messenger RNA of Cucumis sativus (cucumber), 1216 nucleotides long. RefSeq names its product kinetochore-associated protein KNL-2 homolog. Lineage: Eukaryota; Viridiplantae; Streptophyta; Magnoliopsida; Cucurbitales; Cucurbitaceae. The transcript is spliced from 9 exons. Bases 131 to 1018 code for a protein of 295 amino acids. The record is from RefSeq and is a predicted model, not a curated record.